Molecule: messenger RNA, 1239 nt
Organism: Gavia stellata (red-throated loon)
Lineage: Eukaryota; Metazoa; Chordata; Aves; Gaviiformes; Gaviidae
Gene: SSTR4
Product: somatostatin receptor 4
Exons: 1
Coding region: 1-1239 (412 amino acids)
Biological process (GO): neuropeptide signaling pathway; cellular response to glucocorticoid stimulus
Cellular component (GO): membrane; neuron projection
Molecular function (GO): neuropeptide binding; somatostatin receptor activity
Source: RefSeq, a predicted model, not a curated record
AUGAGCACCGACACCGAGCAGCUCCUGGCCGGGGCCCAGGCGGCCGGCGCGCCCCUCUGGACCGUAUCCAGCUGGGCCGCCUCCGAGGUGCCCCCCAACACCAGCGUGGCCGCGGGGGAGGCCGGCCGGCAGCAGGGGCAGGCGGAGUGGGGCGGCAAGGCGGGCGAGAUCGCGGGCAUGGUGGUGAUCCAGUGCAUCUACGCCCUGGUGUGCCUGCUGGGGCUGCUGGGCAACUCCCUGGUGAUCUUCGUCAUCUUGCGCUACGCCAAGAUGAAGACGGCCACCAACAUCUACCUGCUCAACCUGGCCAUCGCUGAUGAACUAUUCAUGCUCAGCAUCCCCUUCGUGGCCACGUCGGCCGCCCUGCACCACUGGCCCUUCGGCCGGGCCCUGUGCCGCACCGUGCUGGGUGUCGACGGGCUCAACAUGUUCACCAGCGUCUUCUGCUUGACCGUCCUCAGCCUGGAUCGCUACAUCGCGGUGGUGCACCCGCUGCGGGCAGCCACUUACCGCCGUCCUCGGGUGGCCAAGAUGGUCAACGGGGGCGUGUGGCUCCUCUCCUUGCUGGUGGCUUCGCCCAUCCCCAUCUUCGCCGGUACAGCAACCACCCAUGACGGCCAAGCGGUGGCCUGCAACCUCCUGUGGCCAAGCCCGGCCUGGUCGGCCGCUUUUGUGGUCUACACCACCUUGCUGGGCUUCCUGCUGCCGGUGCUGGCCAUGGGGCUGUGCUACCUGCUGAUCGUGGGCAAGAUGCGGGCGGUGGCGCAGCGGGUGGGCUGGCAGCAGCGCCGGCGCUCCGAGGGCAAGCUGACGCGCCUGGUGCUGAUGGUGGUCGCCAUGUUCGUGGUCUGCUGGAUGCCCUUCUACGUGGUGCAGCUGGUCAACUUGCUGCUGCCCGGCCACCUGAAUGCCACCGUCAACAACGCCUCCCUCAUCCUCAGCUACUCCAACAGCUGCGCCAACCCCAUCCUCUACGGCUUCCUCUCCGAAAAUUUCCGGCACUCCUUCCACGGCGUGCUGCGCCGCUGCCUCGACGCCAGCCUCUGCUGCUGCCACGCCAGGGAAGGGGCCGCCGAGGAGGAGGAGGAGGAAGAGCCCCUCGACUACUGCGCCGCUCCCCGGGGGGACGACAAGGACAAGGGCUGCAUGUGCCCGCCCCUGCCCUGCCAGCAGGAGCCCGUGCACCCCGAGCCCUGCUGCAAGCCCGGACCCCUCCUCACGAAGACCACCGCCUUCUAG